UAUGCAAAUGCGAUUAAAUAAUCCUUCCAAAAAAAAAAAAAAAAAAAAUCUGAUAUAAAUAAGGUCUGCUUGAGUUUAGGGUUUCUCGGCCGCCAUUGAAGAGUAGAGUAGGGUUUGGCAAUCUUUUCGUCGAAGCGGCAACCAUGGUGACAGCGAAGAAGACUAAGAAGACUCAUGAGAGCAUCAACAACCGGCUCGCUCUCGUUAUGAAGAGCGGGAAGUACACCCUUGGGUAUAAGACCGUUCUCAAAUCUCUAAGGAGUUCCAAAGGGAAGCUAAUCAUCAUUGCGAACAACUGCCCUCCUCUUAGAAAAUCAGAAAUAGAGUACUACGCAAUGUUGUCAAAAGUUGGAGUUCAUCACUUUAACGGAAACAACGUUGAUCUGGGUACUGCUUGUGGUAAAUACUAUCGGGUCUGCUGCCUCAGUAUUAUUGAUCCAGGUGAUUCUGAUAUUAUCAAGAGCAUACCUGGUGAUCAGUGAGGCGAACAGGGGAAUAGUCUGUAACUCCUUUGUUAUUUUUAACACAUUCUGUUUGUUUUAGUAUCAGGGUUCUUUUUACCUCUCUUGGUUUUGGGAAGUCAAAUUUUGAUGGGUCUUGGCUAUUGCAAAGACUGUGUUUCUGAGAUAGAAAAUCUAGUUAAAACAUCCUCAUAAUUAUCAUUUCUUUUUC
Macadamia integrifolia is the source of this 672-nucleotide messenger RNA. Its product is annotated as 60S ribosomal protein L30-like. NCBI's taxonomy places the organism in Eukaryota, Viridiplantae, Streptophyta, Magnoliopsida, Proteales, Proteaceae. Gene Ontology annotation, molecular function: RNA binding; structural constituent of ribosome. The record is from RefSeq and is a predicted model, not a curated record. Gene Ontology annotation, cellular component: cytosolic large ribosomal subunit. The transcript is spliced from 5 exons. Bases 144 to 482 code for a protein of 112 amino acids.